Messenger RNA from Blepharisma stoltei, 339 nucleotides. The record is from the annotation of a GenBank genome assembly. NCBI's taxonomy places the organism in Eukaryota, Ciliophora, Heterotrichea, Heterotrichida, Blepharismidae.
AUGGAUCCUCCCGAGAUUGAAUUAUUUCCAGGUAUCUAUGUGACUGACUACAGAAGAAAGCAGCCCGAAGAGCCCAAGCCUUUGUCUCCAGAUGAAUACAUUCAAUCUUUAAUCACAAACAAUAUGCUUGACGAAGAAAUCCUCCGGGCAGAAAUCGAAAAAAUCGAGCUUACAAUAAAGCAGCUUGAAAAAUCUAAUGAAAUUCUGAUAAACGACCCAGAUGAAAUCUGCCAAGAAGCUUACCGAGAAAACGUAGGGAUUUUAGAAAAAUAUAGAGACAUGCUAGAAAGAGUAAAAAAACUUGCUGGCGUCAGAGAACAGCCUGGAGUUUACAUUUAA